Desarmillaria tabescens is the source of this 1671-nucleotide messenger RNA. Its product is annotated as DUF1479-domain-containing protein. The transcript is spliced from 8 exons. The coding region runs from base 115 to 1404 and encodes 429 amino acids. NCBI's taxonomy places the organism in Eukaryota, Fungi, Basidiomycota, Agaricomycetes, Agaricales, Physalacriaceae. The record is from RefSeq and is a predicted model, not a curated record.
UAAGCAUUACCCCAAAUCACUUAUCAAUUGUUCUCUUAUCUUUUGGGGGAUGAAUACUUUGCCGUUCUUAUGAGGACCCUGGCACCUUCUAUAUUCUCGCGUUGACAGUCAGCUAUGCUUGGACCUGCAGAUUUGCUGAAGCUGAAAGAAGAUAUCGCCGCUUCCUACCCUGACUUUGAGGCGAACGUCACGAAGGCAUGGAAAGAGGUUAUCGCCGAACUAGCGGUGGUCACUGAGACCAUUAGCAAACAAGGCGCCAAUUACCUGCCCCAACUUGAUUUCGCUGAGUUGACAAACUUAACCGAGGCGCAAAAGACAGAGAUCAAGAGGAAGGGAUGCGUCGUUAUUCGUAAUGUAGUAGACGACCAACAAGCCAUUGCGUGGAGACACGGCCUUCAAGAAUUUGUCGCGGCGAAUCCUGAUGUCGAGGGGUUUCCGAGCGACAACAAACAGUUCUUCCAGCUCUUCUGGACGAAACCUCAGAUAGAAGCUAGAGCACAUCCAAAUAUGCUCAAGGUGUCGACCUGGUUAAAUCAGAUUUAUCACUAUGAUGGCGAAUUGGAAACAGAUGGAGUGAAUCUAUCCGAGCCUUUGAGCUAUGCCGAUAGGCUCAGAAUGAGACAUCCUGGGGUGCAGUGGAACAUCCAUCCACCACACAUUGAUGGCGGAGCAAUCGAACGGUGGGAAGAUCCAUCGUUCCGGUCAGUCUACAAGGAUGUCUUCGGAGGCAACUGGAAGAAACAUGACCCGUACGAUUUGCGCGGAAGGAUUAAUGCGAAAAGUUCGUUGCAUAACAGAGUAGGACAGGCUACGAUCUUUCGGACUUUCCAGGGAUGGCUUGCGAUUAGCGAGACCGCCCCGACCGAGGGUACUAUUCAAUUCUUCCCCAACGUAAUCAUGAGCAAUGUGUACAUUAUGCUGCGGCCAUUCUUUCAACCUCUUGUCCCAGCCGACUCUCCCGAAAUUUUGAAGGCGAAAAACUGGAAGUAUGAUAUCUCGAUACCGGAUUUCCCUGGCAUCAUUCCCUUGGGAAGCGGUUACACCGGGCCGAGGCCAACACCUGACAUGCAUCCUCACCUCAAACUGGAGAAAACCAUGAUUUCGGUACCAAAGGUUCUUCCAGGUGACACCGUAUUUUGGCAUUGUGAUAUGGUUCAUGCCGUCGAAGUCGAACAUACCGGAAAGGAAGAUUCUUGUGUGAUGUACAUCCCUUCGGUGCCUCUCACACCAAUGAAUAAAGCAUACAUCGAGAGGCAGAGAGACAGCCUCUUGAAAAGGAUCAGACCGCCUGAUUUCCCACCUGCUAUGAACGAUGAGCACAACUUUGUUGGCAUGGGCUCGGCUACGGAUAUAUCGGAACCUGCGGGGCGAAGAGCAAUGUUAUUGCCUGUAUCGGUGGCAUGACUGAAAUGUGAAAUACGAUGUCAAUUGCGUAGGAUAAUUUAUCUUUUGAAAUCGUAGUGUCAGGAAUGUCCGGAAGCGUCAAUUAUCUACCAGCAUCGACGUACAGAAAGCAGAAGUGUACCAAGAACUUUCUGUCGAUUGUACUUAGGGUCGUAGUAGUAGGAGGGAGAGAAAAGUAUCGCUCCUUCUGUCUCGCCACUUUAUAGACCUAGAUUAUCAAUUUACCUGUUCGCUCCAACUAGUAGUAGUAGAAAUUGUAGCUUCGAU